AUGGCGAUUACAUCUGCACCAGUCACUGCCAACGGCGGCCGUCACUCCACCGUGUCUCUCGUCCAACAACUAUCCAAAGACCAUGAUCUCGCCUUGCGCACAUUCCGCAUGCUCAUUGCAGAUCUAUGCCAGGUGUUUGGAGCCAUUACCUUUGAGCAGCUUAAACCCUACCAGUCUGAUCGGGUUGAUGCGCUGUGUCCUGGCCACCCGGAGAUUGAGCACGAAGGAAUUGAAGUGACGACUGGGCCAUUGGGUCAAGGCGUUGCUAAUGCGGUUGGUCUGGCGAUGGCGACUGAGGAUCUGGCUGCCACGUACAACCGGCCCGGGUACGAGGUUGUAUCGAACCAUACCUGGUGCAUGGUCGGUGAUGCUUGUCUGCAAGAGGGUGUCGCCUUAAAGGUUGUCUCGUUCGCAGGGCAUCCUAAGCUUAGCAAUCUCUCAGUCAUAUAUGAUAAUAACCAGAUUACCUGUGACGGGUCGGUGGAUCUGACCAACACCGAAGACGUCAAUGCCAAGACGCGCGCCUGUGGCUGGGACGUGGUCGAUGUUCAAGACGGGUGUUACGAUGUUGAAGGUGUCGUGCGAGCUUUGGAACGAGUUCUUAUCGUCUUUAUCGUUGGAGAGGCUGUGCGCAACUACUUCCACGAUCUUCCCGCCAGAGGCGAGGGCUAUGUUCGAGAAUGGAACGAGCUGGUCAAAAGAUACACCACCGAAUAUCCCGAGCUAGGAGAAGAAUUCCAGCGACGAUUGCACGGGCUGGUCUUCAACCCCAUCGGCAAGGAACUUACCUCCUUCAUGGUGGGAACUGCAGACCUCUCGCCCUCCGUCAACAUGACCUGGCCUGGCAAGGUUGACUUUCAACAUCCCAAACUCCGCACCACCUGCGGUAUCAACGGCAACUACUCUGGCAGAUACAUCCACUACGGAGUCCGCGGACACGCCAUGUGCGCCAUCUCCAACGGUCUCGCUGCAUUCGGCCCCAAUACCUUCAUCCCCGUUACCUCCUCCUUCUUCAUAUUCUACCUGUACGCUGCUCCUGUCGUCCGGAUGGGCUCUCUGCAACACCAAGUCAUCCACGCUGCCACCGACGACUCGAUCGGAAUGGGCGAGGACGGACCAACGCACCAGCCCGUCGAACUAGCCAGUCUGUACCGAGCCAUGCCAAAUCUACUGUACAUCCGCCUCGGCGACAGCGAAGAAACCGCCGGGGCAUGGAUAACCGCUAUCGAAGCCAGAACGACAUCGACCAUCAUCUCGACUUCGCGGCAUGCGCUGCCUCAGCUGAACCAGACCCGUCGUGAGGGUGUAGCAAGGGGUGCAUACGUUCUGGAGGUGGCUGAAGGCGCCGACGUCACGCUUAUUGGCGUCGGUGCAGAACUGACCUUUGCUCUGGAUCAGCCGGUCAAGUACAAGCGAGGAGUUCUCCAGCACCACCGUGGGAUUCCUGCCGCGGUGAUUGAGCCGUACGCACCGAAUGGCUGGGAGCGGUACGCGGAUGCGGGGAUCUGUGUAAGGCGCUUUGGGCAUAGUUUGCCUGGAAAGGCGGCGUAUAAGUUCUUUGGGUAUGAUAUCGAUGUGAUGACGGGCAAGUUUGUCGACCUGUAA
This is a messenger RNA of Aspergillus novofumigatus IBT 16806, 1605 nucleotides long. RefSeq lists its product as uncharacterized. The transcript has 7 exons. NCBI's taxonomy places the organism in Eukaryota, Fungi, Ascomycota, Eurotiomycetes, Eurotiales, Aspergillaceae. Gene Ontology annotation, biological process: pentose-phosphate shunt. Gene Ontology annotation, molecular function: transketolase activity. Gene Ontology annotation, cellular component: cytosol. The record is from RefSeq and is a predicted model, not a curated record. Bases 1 to 1605 code for a protein of 534 amino acids.